Messenger RNA from Myxocyprinus asiaticus (Chinese sucker), 851 nucleotides. RefSeq lists its product as uncharacterized. The coding region runs from base 119 to 742 and encodes 207 amino acids. Lineage: Eukaryota; Metazoa; Chordata; Actinopteri; Cypriniformes; Catostomidae. The record is from RefSeq and is a predicted model, not a curated record. The transcript is spliced from 2 exons.
CUUAAGUGACAUCCCAUUCUUAAUCCAUAGGGUUUAAUAUGACGUCGGCCCACCCUUUGCAGCUAUAACAUCUUCAACUCUUCUGGGAAGGCUUUCCACAAGGUUUAGGAGUGUGUUUAUGGGAAUUUUUGACCAUUAUUCCAGAAGCGCAUUUGUGAGGUCAGACACUGAUGUUGGACGAGAAGGCCUGUCUCACAGUCUUCGCUCUAAUUCAUCCCAAAGGUGCUCUAUCGGGUUGAGGUCAGGACUCUGUGCAGGCCAGUCAAGUUCUUCCACACCAAACUCGCUCAUCCAUGUCUUUAUGGACCUUGCUUUGUGCACUGGUGCGCAGUCAUGUUGGAACAGGAAGGGGCCAUCCCCAAACUGUUCCCACAAAGUUGGGAGCAUGGAAUUGUCCAAAAUCUCUUGGUAUGCUGAAGCAUUCAGAGUUCCUUUCACUGGAACUAAGGGGCCAAGCCCAGCUCCUGAAAAACAAGCCCACACCAUAAUCCCCCCUCCACCAAACUUCACAGUUGGCACAAUGCAGUCAGACAAGUACCGUUCUCCUGGCAACCGCCAAACCCAGAUUCGUCCAUCAGAUUGCCAGAUGGAGAAGCGUGAUUCGUCACUCCAGAGAACGCGUCUCCACUGCUCUAGAGUCCAGUGGCGGCGUGCUUUACACCACUGCAUCCGGCGCUUUGCAUUGCACUUGGUGAUGUAUGGCUUGGAUGCAGCUGCUCGGCCAUGGAAACCCAUUCCAUGAAGCUCUCUACGCACUGUUCUUGAGCUAAUCUGAAGGCCACAUGAACUUUGGAGGUCUGUAGCGAUUGACUCUGCAGAAAGUUGGCGACCUCUGCGCACUAUGCGCCUCA